GUUGUGGCGACUGACGGUUGGCAUUUAACGGCGUCAACUCGAAAAACCGGACACCGGAAGUGCUGCGCCCGACUCGACUUGUUUUAUAUGAAGCCGACAGCUGUUACUCCACCAGUCCGACGGAGGCGCCCCGCCGAGUGUCCACCGCCUCCCUCGCCGACUGAGAGGACCUCUGCCCGGGCGUCUUGUUGCUCCACGUCACGUCGCCCAUGGCUCCCAAGAAAAGAACCGGGGGGAACGGCCCGCGGGGCGGCACUCCGUCCAAAACGAAGCCCCCCGGAGCUGGCGGGAACGGUCACCGUCACGUGGCCGCGUUGAUCCUGGCGCGCGGGGGGAGCAAAGGGAUCCCCCUGAAAAACGUCAAAAUGCUAGCGGGGGUGCCGCUGCUCGGAUGGGUGCUGAGGGCCGCGGUGGACUCCAAGAAGUUCACGAGUGUUUGGGUUUCGACCGACCACGACGAGAUCGAGAAGGUGGCGAGGGCCUGGGGGGCCCAGGUGCACCGCAGGAGCCCCGAAGUCUCCAAGGACUCCUCCACGUCCCUGGAGACCAUCCAGGAGUUCUGCAGGCUGCAACCAGAGAUCGAUGUUGUGUGCAACAUCCAGGCCACGUCGCCGUGCCUCCACCCGUUCCACCUGACGGAGGCCCUGGAGAUGAUCACGGAGCAGGGCUUCGAUUCGGUCUUCUCCGUGGUCCGGAGGCACCACUUCCGCUGGCAGGAGGUCAACAAAGGAUCCCCGAAGGUCACCAGGCCGCUUAACCUGGACCCGCUCAACCGCCCCCGCCGCCAGGACUGGGCCGGGGAGCUGUGUGAGAGCGGCUCCUUCUACAUCACCACCACGCACGGCAUCAUGAACGAGGGGCUCCUGCAGGGCGGGAGGGUGGCGUACUACGAGAUGAAGGCCGAGUACAGCGUGGACAUCGACGUGGACAUCGACUGGCCCGUGGCCGAGCAGAGGGUCCUCCGGUACGGCUACUUCGGCGAGGCCAACCCGGAGGUGGUGCGCCUGAUGUUCCUCAACGUCUCCGGGUGUCUGACGGAGGGAAGGAUCUACCUGUCCAAGUCCGGGGAGCAGCUGGUGUCCGUCAACACCAGGGACACCGCGGGCCUCCGCAUGCUGCAGCGCGAGAACACCGAGGUGGUGCUGCUGACCUCCGCGGUGGACUCGGUGUCCCCCCCGCUGGCCGAAAAGCUGGCCGAGAUGACGGGCUGCAAGGUGGUGCAGGUGGGGGCGGAGCCCUUGAAGGAACUGAAGCUGAUGGUGGAGGAGAAGAAGCUGGGCUGGAGGGACGUGGCGUACAUGGGUUGCGACACGCAGGACGUCGGCUGCCUGAACCUGGCGGCUUUGAGCGCCGUGCCCCAGGACGCCCCGUCGGUCGCCAUCAACGCCGCCAAGUACGUGUGCCACAGCGCCGGGGGGGCGGGGGCCGUGAGGGAGUUCGCCGAGCGCAUCCUGCUGCAAAAAGAAAAGGCGAAGGCGCAGGGGAGGAGCGAGGGCAGCGUUUGAUUUAACCACGAAUACUAAUAGUGACGAUGAUGACGAUGAUGAUGAUGAUGAACGUGAUGGUGGUGGUAAUGAAAUCAAACUUAAUGUGUCCACGGUGUUUGAGGUGCUAAUCUGAAGUUAAAUAAUUUAUCAGCUUGAAUGUAACUCCUGGAAGGAAAAAGGAUUUUUACUGUCAGCACUUAUCUUUGUUUUUGAACCUGUUGUUGUGAAUCUUUUCUUUUUCUCAUGGAAGUCACUUCUUGAAUAAACUGAUGGUCAUUCUCUAUUUACUAACCUUGUUU
Pungitius pungitius (ninespine stickleback) is the source of this 1786-nucleotide messenger RNA. RefSeq names its product cytidine monophosphate N-acetylneuraminic acid synthetase a (gene cmasa). The coding region runs from base 210 to 1505 and encodes 431 amino acids. Gene Ontology annotation, molecular function: N-acylneuraminate cytidylyltransferase activity. Lineage: Eukaryota; Metazoa; Chordata; Actinopteri; Perciformes; Gasterosteidae. The transcript has 8 exons. The record is from RefSeq and is a predicted model, not a curated record.